Ctenocephalides felis (cat flea) is the source of this 3710-nucleotide messenger RNA. RefSeq names its product chaoptin-like. The record is from RefSeq and is a predicted model, not a curated record. The coding region runs from base 123 to 3710 and encodes 1195 amino acids. The transcript is spliced from 5 exons. Gene Ontology annotation, molecular function: protein binding. Lineage: Eukaryota; Metazoa; Arthropoda; Insecta; Siphonaptera; Pulicidae.
UGGAAGUGACUAAUAACAACUUGCUGCUGCUCGAAUCGGACGCACUCGCCGCGCUGCCUUUGCAGCUGCUAAAGCUCAGCGGCAACAGCAUACGGCGAAUCGACCAGAAAGCUUUCAGUUCCAUGACAAACACUUUGAAUUCUCUUGACUUGGGAAGUAAUUCAUUGUCUGCGAUACCUUUCAGUGCACUACUUGGUCUGAAAACAUUAUCAAGGCUUGAUCUCACCAGUAAUGAAAUUUCUUCCGUCGCUGGAAAUUGGGGCAACCUAUCCGAAAGUCUGAGCACUCUACUGUUAGCAAAUAAUGACAUAUUAGAAAUUCCGUCCAAAGAGGAGGUCGACGGUCCUGACCAUUCCUUGCGAAAUUUCAAAGUUCUGAAAUCUUUGGACGUGAGCGGCAACCGUAUCGGCCGGCUGUCUCCUAGAUCGUUGCCCGACUCGUUGCGCAAUUUAGACUUAUCUCAUAAUCACAUACAGCACUUGCCAUGCGAAGACAUAGAUUUACAGGGUAAUCUACGGAACGUCCAUUUGCGAAACAACUUUAUACAGAAGAUACCAGAUUAUCAUUUCACUAAAAACUCUCAGUUGGACACGCUCGAUUUGGGUCUGAACAAUUUGAAGUACAUACCCAGUCGAAUAUUUGAUGGCACGAUCGCGAUUAGAGAUUUCAUUUUAGAUUACAACAGUCUUAGGAGCCUGAACUCUGAGGCUUUUAACGGCCUGAACUGCUCCCGAAUCAUACUCUCCCAUAACGACUUGGAGAAUUUGCACGAGGACACGUUCAAAGGCCUAGAACGACAUCUCGAGUACUUGGACCUGGAACAUAAUUUAUUAAGUACACUUCGCGAAGACACAUUUAGAAAACUCAAGUCACUCAGCUACUUGUAUUUAUCUUCUAACGCCAUAACGUACAUCCACGAACUUCCGAACACUAUAAAAGUUUUAUCUUUGAGUAGUAACUCUCUAGAAGAAAUUCCCGCAGACGCAUUGAGAAAUUGCAAACAGUUGUCUUAUUUGAAUCUUGGUUAUAACGAAAUCAGUGAGAUCAACGCUUAUGACUUCACGGAAUGGGCAGAAAACCUGGAAACUUUACUUUUAAGGAACAAUCGUAUAUCGAGAUUAAACGACAACGUAUUCAUAUCUUUGUUAAAUUUGAAAGAACUCGGAUUAAGUUUUAAUGACAUACUGUACGUAGAGAAUAACUCUUUUGUGAAUGUCAGUAAUUCGCUGAAGAUACUGGAAAUGUCUUUCAGUUUAUAUCCGGAAGAUUUACCAGGAGAAGUUCUAAAACAAUUGCAUAAUCUCAUGUAUUUGGCUUUGGACAAUAACAACUUUGAGUCGAUAACGAUUGAAACAUUGUCGAACUUCAAGGAACUAGUGCAUUUGAACUUAGCUUUCAAUAGCAUUCAAGAACUACCAGAAGAUUUGUUCUUUAACCAUGGAUUCCUAGUUCACAUAGAUUUAUCAUUUAAUUCUUUGAAAAGAAUUUGUCGACGAACUUUCUUUCAAUUAUCUGAAUUACAAAGCGUGGAUCUAUCUUCAAACAAUAUUGCUACAAUACAUUCUUUCGGUUUUGCUUAUUUGAGAAACUUGUUGAGCUUAGAUCUUUCCGUAAACAACAUAGAGAAUAUUCAUGAAUCGAGUUUUGCUCAUCUGCCGAAUAUUAUGCAUUUAGAUCUAUCAAGUAAUGUUCUGAAGCAAGUAGAUCUAAAAUCGUUUAAUAAUAUUACAAACGAGCACACGCCUUUGAGUCUAAAUAUUAGCAACAAUUUAAUAUCUACUUUGUCAUCUGCGGACGGCGUUUAUUAUGUGCACACGCUAGACUUGGCGAAUAAUAGGCUUUGCGAUGUUUACAGCGAAUUUAUGAACUGCCUGGGAGGGUCUCUGCGAAAAUUAUAUUUAUCGUCGAACAAUAUUACAAGAUUAGAAAAUCAGGCCUUUGGUGAUUUAAGUCUACUGGAAGAAUUGAAAAUGGAUCAUAACCAAAUAACACUGAUUCGGCGAAGAGCAUUUUACGGUUUGGAUAACCUACACAUAUUAGAUUUGAGUCAUAACAAAAUUGAAGUAUUACAGAAUGAACAGUUUGCUAAUUUACGCCACCUACGUGUACUGAAAUUGAAUAAUAAUAAUAUACGAUCGUUGUUCCAUGAUAUAUUUCAAAAUACAUUCAUAGAACACUUAGACUUGAGCUGCAAUGAAAUUGUGAUACUGCCAAGUUUAGCGCUGUCUGAGAUCGGUUUCACUUUACGUUCUUUACAUAUCGGAGGUAAUUUGAUAGCCUCAUUAGAUGAUGUCAUGUUUAUGGGUAUUUCAUACAUAUUAGACAUUGAUCUAUCACAUAAUAAGUUCAAAAAGUUGCCGGAGAAUAUUUUUCAAUCAUCUAAACAGCUACAGUCUGUUGAUUUAAGCGACAAUAAUUUAGUUGUGGAUUUGGACGCUGUAUUUCGCCGAACACCUAAUUUAAUGACUUUGAAAAUAUCUAACAUAAAAUCGAGGAAUAUUCCACAGCUUAGAUUACAUUCUUUGCGGCAUGUUAAUUUAUGUUCGAACAGAUUAGAAAAUUUAUCGACAGUCAUAAUGACUUCACUGUAUGAUUUGACUGAUUUGGAUCUAUGUGACAACAAACUUGUAUCGGUACCUUCAGAACUCUGGUUCUAUCUUCCAAAAUUGAAAUUAAUCAACUUAUCGAGAAACCCUAUAAUUAGUUUGAACGAAAAUAACUUUCAAGGGCUUCCUUACUUGAAAACUAUUAACUUGUUCAAUCUUCCUGAGUUGAAGGAAAUCCAUUCUAAGACUUUAUCCGGAAUAUCUUUGGAAAAUUUACUUGUGGAAACUAACCAGCAUCUACAGAACAUGGAUACUAUCGGCAAAGUAGCUUCGGCUGUUCCAACCUUACGUUCGCUUAGCCUAAAAUUAGCAGAAACCACGCUAAGUGUUCAACUUUUACAUUCUACAAAUCGAAAACUUGAAACAUUACAAGUUAGUGGGCAAUACUUAUCGGUGAUUCGACCGGAAGGUUUUGACAGUUUUCGUGGAAAUCCGCGAUUGACCAUCAGGAUAAAGGAUAGUAUGGUUUCCGAAUUUCCUACUGGGCUGUUUUAUCAAUUGAGGAGAGUAGGAGAUCUCGGAAUUGACCUCCGAGGGAAUGCGAUCAACUAUAUUACACCAGAAGCAUUUUAUCCAAACAGCAGCAGUUGGCAGGCAUAUGGAACCAGAUUAGUUACAGGCGGGCUGCUGAUGUCCGACAACCCGCUCCAAUGCGACUGCGCCCUAGUCUGGCUCGGCCACUGGUUGCGCCGUUGGCUCAGGGAGACCGUCCAGACCAGGACGGUGUCCUCCAGCGAGGCCAGGAGGAUGCAGGCGCUGGCCAGGGACACCACGUGCUCGCAGCAGCACAGGGCAGGCGGUAUCAAAGCUCUGCUGCUCCUGAGACCAGACGAUCUACUCUGCCAUGCUAGUCCUCUGACCAGUCGAGGAUUUUGGGAGGAGGACCAGUGGAUAUUGUUUUGCGGACUGCUGAUGUCCGACAACCCGCUCCAAUGCGACUGCGCCUUAGUCUGGCUCGGCCACUGGUUGCGCCGUUGGCUUAGGGAGACCGUCCAGACCAGGACGGUGUCCUCCAGCGAGGCCAGGAGGAUGCAGGCGCUGGCCAGGGACACCACGUGCUCGCAGCAGCACAGGGCAGGCGGUAUCAAAGCUCUGCUGCCCUGA